AAUUAAAACAGAUGCAAGUUUAUUUGAUAUAAAACCUACAGUCCGCGAGUAAAAUCCUUGGGCAAUUGCCACACGAGAAGAAGGGAUACUACGUCAGUUUCAUCAAAUCCCUGAUAAUGACAGAAGAAGCGAACUACGAACUUGUGAUAGAGGACACUGUGAACAGUGGGCUUCACGCUAUGGUGCUGGCUCUCGGGUACAAGGUCGGAAUCGUUGACGCUAUGGAUUGCCUGUCAAAACCUUGUACAGCGGCAGAGAUCAGUGAGGAGGCUAAUUUGAAUUUAAGAUAUGUUGAAGAAUGGCUUAUGUGCAUGUCUGCUAAAUGCAUCAUACAUUAUGAAAACGGGAAAUACAGAAUGCCGACUUCAAAUCGGAUUCGGAAAGCCGUACAUACCUCCGCUGUUUUGCCAAUGUUUGCAGAUUGCUUCUCAAAACUCGAGACAGCCAUGAAGAAUAAAAACACCAACACAGGGUAUCAAUAUCCGACUAUGGAGCUGGAAUGGCUUGGGAAGUACAGUGAAUUAAGCCAUAUUAAUCAAUCGUGGAUUCUGGAUAACAUACAACCAGUAAUAUCUCAGUAUAAAAUGGAAACCAGAAAGUCACCUACAAGUGUUCUUGACUUUGGUUGUGGUUAUGGAAAACUUGGGAAGGAAUUGGCCGACUGUUGUCCUCAGUUUGACAUAUAUGGCACAGACAUUGCCGCAGAUGCAAUUCAGUACUGCAAGGCUUCGUCUACACACCCUAAUAUACAUUUUGCCGUAUUUGAUGAUGACAUUAAAUCUCGCUGGUCGGAAAAAUUUGACAUUGUCAUUUUGAUGGAGGUAUUGCAUGACCUACCAAAUCCUGUUGAAGUUCUCUCGCAAGUAGAUAGUAUUCUAAAACCAAGUGGAUAUAUCAUAGCAUUUGACCCCAAUGUGUCAUCAAACACGUCCGAAAAUAUUGGUCAAAAGGCUCCGCAGAAUCAUCUACCGUAUAGCGUAUUUUUCUGCUUACCGAAUAGUUUGUCGAAAAAGCCUGCCGUGGGACACGGGGCUAGUUGGGGAAUCGAAGACAGAAAACAAUUUCUUACAGACAAUGGAUAUAGCUUCGUACAUAUCGAGGACAAAGGCCGAUCUGUAGAUACGCACCAUUACAGAAUUGUUUUCAGAAAGUGAACUAAUGGAUUACGUUUUAAUUUGUACCUGUAAAAUAUAUUUCCCUAAUUAAAUGAUAUACCAAUUCUU
Messenger RNA from Ostrea edulis (European flat oyster), 1223 nucleotides. RefSeq lists its product as uncharacterized. The record is from RefSeq and is a predicted model, not a curated record. The coding region runs from base 117 to 1154 and encodes 345 amino acids. The transcript is spliced from 4 exons. Lineage: Eukaryota; Metazoa; Mollusca; Bivalvia; Ostreida; Ostreidae.